AUGCAUGCACAGGAUACUCUGCAUCUUUUGGCCAGCUCGAUGGAAAUGAUUGUUCAAGUAAGCGACAAAUACAUAUCCGGCCCUGACAGCGUUGACGAAUUAAUAGGGCUGAGCGAGGUAAUUGAUGGCACCCACAAAGCAUUUUCUGUACUCAACGUGGGAGCCUGCGAUACCGCAUGGAAUCGCGUGAACCAGAAUGGUCUUGUCACGUUCUUCAAUCAGGCUGGGGACGAGGCCGAAUGCACUUUGAACGAUUGUCUUAGUGUUGGCAGCUGGUGUAGUGCGACUGACAUUGAGGUCACUUCCACAAGCGUUUCUCUGUCAUACUCUACAAAAGCCACUAGCCCUGCUAAUAGCCCUGCCACCAGCUCUGUCACCAGCUCUGUCACCAGCUCUGCUACGAGUUUUUGUUAG
Messenger RNA from Penicillium angulare, 414 nucleotides. RefSeq lists its product as uncharacterized. The record is from RefSeq and is a predicted model, not a curated record. The transcript has a single exon. NCBI's taxonomy places the organism in Eukaryota, Fungi, Ascomycota, Eurotiomycetes, Eurotiales, Aspergillaceae. The coding region runs from base 1 to 414 and encodes 137 amino acids.